Penicillium canariense is the source of this 1104-nucleotide messenger RNA. RefSeq names its product LLM class flavin-dependent oxidoreductase. The transcript has a single exon. NCBI's taxonomy places the organism in Eukaryota, Fungi, Ascomycota, Eurotiomycetes, Eurotiales, Aspergillaceae. The record is from RefSeq and is a predicted model, not a curated record. Gene Ontology annotation, molecular function: oxidoreductase activity, acting on paired donors, with incorporation or reduction of molecular oxygen. The coding region runs from base 1 to 1104 and encodes 367 amino acids.
AUGCCGACAGAAUUCAUCAGCCUCACAUUCCCCAACGCAUCUACAGAAAUCAACCCGAUUCCUAAUGCCGCAAUUGAUCCCGAAUACCUUGUCCGAUACGCUCGGUCCUUGGAUGAUUAUGGCUUCAACUACACUCUGGUGCCAUAUGAUUCAUCUUCUUUCGACCCAUUCACAGUCGGUGCGACUAUCGCAGCAGUGACCAAAAACCUCAAAAUCAUCAUAGCGCUUCGGCCCAACACUCUAUACCCAACAGUUGCCGCAAAGGCGCUUGCAACCCUGGACCAGCUGAGUUCGGGGCGAGCUGUCGUGCACUUUAUUGCAGGUGGCAGUGAUGUGGAACAGGCUAGGGAGGGCGACUACCUGGCCAAAGAUCAGCGCUACGCACGCCUUGAGGAGUACAUCCGGAUUUUGCGCCGCGCCUGGGACUCUGCAGAUCCAUUUGACUGGGAUGGACAAUACUAUCAGUUCAAGCAGUUCAGCAACAAAGUCCGUCCGGUCAAUGGCACGAUCCCCGUGUCUGUUGGAGGAUCCUCCGACGAGGCGUAUCGUAUUGGCGGCUCCCUCGCCGAUAUCUUCGGCCUCUGGGGCGAACCGCUUAAGGAGACAAAGCAGCAAAUCGACCGGAUCUAUGCGGAGGCCGCAAAAGCUGGUCGUGCUGAGAAUGAUCGGCCCCGAAUCUGGGUCACCUUCCGUCCUAUUAUUGCCGAAACAGACGAGCUUGCUUGGGCCAAGGCCCACCGAACUCUGGAUACGCUCAAUCAGGCCCGAGCUAAUGGGCAAAGCAGGGUCCCUGCGAACGCCCCGCCUCCUCAAAAUGUUGGCUCCCGGCGGCUGUUGGAAAUUGCUGCCAGGGGGGAGGUUCAGGACCGCGCUCUCUGGUACCCUACCGUUACUGCAACUAAUGCGCGUGGAGCAUCCACGGCGCUCGUCGGAUCGCCGCAGACAAUCAACGACUCCAUACUGGACUAUGUGGAUCUCGGAGCUGAGCUUAUCUCCAUUCGUGGCUAUGAUAACCUGAACGAUGCCAUCGACUAUGGACGUUACGUCUUGCCUAGUGUACGGAAGGUGCUUCAGGAGCGGGAAACCUCGGGAAAAGCACUCUGA